UUGUUUCUGCCAACAGACGCCAUUUAUCCGAAUUGAAACAGAUAAAAGGAAAUAUACUUUUUAUAUCUGCCAUGCAGUUGCGCAUAAAAUUAGUUGUUUAGAUAUAACUUUAUGCCGCACUCGAAUGAUGUUCGUAUUUUAUUUUAUGCCUGUUAAAUGCCUAUAUUAAUUUAUUCCUUUUUAUUUUAUGCCGCGUUGUGUAACUAUUUUCUUAAUUUUUCCAAACAUACACAGUGUCAGAUUUAUCAAUUAAAAAUGUCGACUGCAAACGAAGUGGCUGAAUUUAGCGUCGUGGAUUACUGUGUGUUUAUUGGAAUGCUUUGUAUAUCCAUGGCCAUCGGGCUGUACCAUUCGCUCAAAGGCAAUAAAACAACCGAGGACUUUCUCAUGGCAAGCCGAUCGAUGUCACCAAUACCAGUAGCGUUUUCCUUAACAGCCACCUACCUCUCUUCCAUAUCAAUAUUAGGUAUCGUUGGCGAGGUCUAUGGACAAGGCCUGAUGCUGGCGUGGUCUCUCAUCGGCAACGCUCUGGGGAUAGUCACUGCCACGCUGUUCAUCAUGCCUGUCAUGUACCCUUUAAAACUCAACAGCGUCAACGAGUACAUAGAGCUGCGCUUUGGCUCGGUGUUCCUUCGAAAGCUCGUGCUCGUGAUGAUCACUGGCAACUACCUCAUGUACCUUGGUUUCUGUCUCUACGCUCCCACCCUCGCGCUGGAGUCUGUCACCCCCAUCGACCUCACCACCUACAUCUUCAUCUUGGGCACAGUAGUCACCGUCUACUGCGCUUUCGGAGGUCUAAAAGCCGUCGUGUGGACGGACACGUUUCAAACAGUCGUCAUCAUCCUGGGAAUUUUAGUCGCUGUAAUUUUCGCAGUCAUCGAAGUCGGUGGAAUGGACGACGUCUGGAGAAUAGGAUCAGAGAACGGACGAACUGACAUGCUUGACUUCAGACCCGGGUUGUACGUACGCCACACGAUGUUCAACACAAUCCUCAACGGCUUCGUGACGUUCUUCACGAUCUACGGGUUCACGCAAGCAACCAUCCAGAGGGCCGGGUCCAUGCCAGACUUGGCGCGGGUUAGGCUGGUUCUUUUCCUGAACGCAUUCGGCCUGAUAGUGCUGAUGGGCAUUUUGUUCUUCACGGGUCUGGCAAUUUUUGCCGUAUACGCGGGAUGUGACCCCAUCACCCUGGGCUACAUUUCGCAGAAGGAUCAACUGCUGCCUUACUACGUCAUGGACUACCUUGGGACUUUCAAGGGUAUCCCCGGGCUUUUUGUGGCGUGCCUCUUCAGCGGCACUCUCAGUUCAAUCUCGUCACUGCUGAGUGCGCUGUCGUCGAUGCUGUGGGUGGACUUCAUGUGUGAGCUGGAAUACUUCAAGAAGUCAUCAGAAAGAGUCAAAACCAUCACCAACAAAGUCACAACUCUCGUACUGGGUUGCAUCAUGAUGGGAUUCGCGGUGCUGGCCUCCAAGCUGGGCGGGCUGGUGCAGGCGACGGCCGCGGUGUUCGGGGCGCUGUCGGGGCCCGUGCUGGGCCUCUUCGUGCUGGGGGUCAUGGUACCCCACUGCAGCAAGAAGGGCGCCAUCGCUGGAGGCAUCUUUUCCACUGUGGUGAUGGUGUGGCUGUCCAUUGGAUCGCAGUUCCGAGGUAUGGUGACAGUUAUGUUACCGCUCUCCAUAGAUGAAUGCGCGGAUAACUCUUCUCUUAUUUCAACUACGCAAACGCUAUGGACCACAACAACCACCGACUUACCUGAGGACAUUACUCGCCCUUUUGACUUCUUCUACGGCAUCUCAUACACGUACUUCUCCACAGUGGGCUGUCUCAGCUGUAUUGUCGUUGCCGUCCUUGUGUCGGCCUGUACAGGUUUCGAGAAGCUUGAGAAUGUGAACCCAUCACAUGUGCUUCUUUGUCUUCGCAAGCACGUUGGUCACAAACGUUCUGAAUCUUCAGCAUCCAAGACUAAACAAUGUAUUGAGGUGGCAACCGUCAUGUAACAAAAUUUUAGAGGAAUUUAUUCCUCGAAGGCAGCACUCUGAAUUGGACAGAGAUUUCACCUGCUCGCAAUUUAGCGUACAUCUCAUAUUUUCAUGACGUUCCUCACAGUUUCGGAUAAAUUUUAUUUAGACGCAUUCAAGUAUUUCUUUAUAAUUUUUGUGAUGAAUAAUAAAAUAUCAGUCGAAGUUAUCCCAGAAUAUUAUAGGGAACCUUUGCUUUUAAAGUAAGUAAAGUUCAUUGAAUAUAAAAUUUUUUAUGUUGAACCUUAAUUUUUUGUUUCUAAGCGACCAAUUUAAAGUAUUACCGGUCACAUAUGGAGAUUUUACGAUUAUAUGUGUCGUAUAACCGUGUAAUUCCUGCAGGUUCUAGGACACCUGUGGGAGCAUUUACUUUUAACGAAGGGUAAUAUGAAGUGAAUCACUACAUUCUGUUGUUUGCAUUUUAGAGAAUAUUUUCUUUUUAAAUGCUAUAUAGACAGUAUGAAUUUCAUUCUCCUUGUUUAGAUUUGCAAUGUUAUUACCAUAUGUGUUUACUGCGUAGUUAACAGUAAAAAUGCACUACGUGUAAAUCACCAUAGUACAAAUUUUGCAUAAUCUCUUACGGUUAUUCGCACAAUAACCAAACCAACUUUAUAAAUGUUUGAAAGUUAAGGCGGAAAUGGUGUAAUGAUAUUCCAUAAUGUUUCAACAAAGUUUAUUUUUUAUACUGGCUCAAUAACCUUUUUGCUCAGGGUCUUAAUGAAUGUAUACAGAUGCCCUAUCACCGUCUAUUAGCCAGCACAAUAUACUUAAUUAGCGCCCACUAAACGGCGAUCUCAGCGCUAUAAACCCUCUGCCGGCACGCAAUUCCUUGCACUCUGAGAGAGCAUGCAAGUUCUAUGACUCCGAGGUUUACCUGUUUAGGAUUUACGUCUAGGCAAUUUAUAAAGUUAAAAUAAGAAAUAAAAAAGUGUGUCAUGGUAUGUGAUGUAUGAAGAUUUAUAAUGUCAGGUGUAACGCAACGUCGGAACAUAUUAUGAAUGUGCGAAUUGUGUUGUUGAAUUUACACCUUUUUAUGAAACAAGAGAAGUAACGGAAUAUUUUUGACCGUGUUCUUGUGCAAUAUGUUAGGUAUAAUCGUAACAAUGGUGUUUCUGUGGUCACCUACUAACGGCUUGUGCCGUUUUCUCGGGAGUCUUUCGAAGACUUCGAGUGAAGGAGUUCAUAAAUAAUGAUGCUAUUUUAGCAGCAGAAGUCUUAAUGAAAUGAUAAUGAAAUGAUAAUGAAAUGAUAAUGAAAUGA
This is a messenger RNA of Hyalella azteca, 3279 nucleotides long. Its product is annotated as sodium-coupled monocarboxylate transporter 1. The transcript is spliced from 11 exons. Lineage: Eukaryota; Metazoa; Arthropoda; Malacostraca; Amphipoda; Hyalellidae. Bases 157 to 1998 code for a protein of 613 amino acids. The record is from RefSeq and is a predicted model, not a curated record. Gene Ontology annotation, biological process: sodium ion transport; transmembrane transport. Gene Ontology annotation, molecular function: symporter activity. Gene Ontology annotation, cellular component: membrane.